CUGGCAACCCAGUUGAGUAGCUCUUCAGCCACACGAAACUGUAGCUAGCUAAUGAUUGGCACGCUACGUCGUAAAUCUGUUCAGGACACCUUUACAUCACUUCACAAGGGCUAUGGCAAAGCAAAGUGAUGCCAUCACCUCGGUAAAGGGACACAGCUUCACAGGUCAGACCUCUCACCAUUCUUCAGAAAUGACUCUAGACAGGAUCUACAUGGACUACAAUGCUACUACUCCACUGGAACCAGAAGUGAUCCAGGCCAUUACUGAAGCCUUGAAGGAUGCCUGGGGAAACCCGAGUAGCAGCUAUAUAGCAGGUGCCAAGGCCAAGGCGAUCAUUAAUCAGUCCAGAGAGAAUGUGGCAAGAAUGGUUGGGGGUGCAGCAGAGGACAUCAUAUUCACCUCAGGUGGAACAGAGGCCAAUAACCUGGUGCUCCACACUGCUGUAGAGCACUUCAGGAGAACCCGCAGGGCGGCAGAGCAAGGUGAAGGGCACCAAAAUGGAUGCACUGACCUUCCUCACAUUAUCACUUCUAAUGUGGAGCAUGACUCAGUCAAACUAGCAGCAGAGCAGCUGCAGAGAGAUGGCACAGCAGAUGUGACAUUUGUGCCUGUAUCUAAGGUGACAGCCCGUGUGGAGGUGGAGGAUGUCAUUGCUGUGGUGCGUCCCAACACUUGUUUGAUCUCUAUAAUGCUGGCCAACAAUGAGACAGGAGUCAUCAUGCCAGUCCAAGAGAUCUGCCAGAGGAUAAAUUCUCUCAACAAGCAGCGGGAGCGGCUCAGGAUCCUGCUCCACACUGAUGCUGCCCAGGCUUUGGGGAAAGUCCGAGUAGAUGCCUGUGAACUGGGCAUAGAUUACCUUACCAUAGUGGGACACAAGUUUUAUGCCCCUCGGAUUGGUGCUCUGUAUGUGAAUGGCCCUGGAACGAGAACACCGUUGUAUGCGAUGCUGUUUGGAGGAGGACAGGAGCGAAACUUCAGACCUGGCACUGAAAACACACCGAUGAUUGCUGGUCUGGGAAAGGCUGCAGAGCUGGUGACCUCUAAUCUGUCAGAUUAUGAGAGUCAUAUGCGAAGUACCAAACUUUACUUGGAAGAACGACUGCAGGCCAUCUUCAAAGAUAAGAUCCACUUCAACAGCCAUUACCCUGGCUCGGACAUCCUCCCUAACACUUGUAACAUGUCCAUCCUGGGCCCGACAUUACAAGGCUGGAGGGUAUUGUCCAGUUGUAGGAGGCUGUUGGCCAGCGUCGGCGCCGCCUGCCACUCAGGCAGUGGAAACAGGCCUUCCCAUAUCCUUCUGAGCUGCGGAGUCCCCACACAGGUGGCAGCUAAUGCUUUGAGGCUGAGCGUGGGCAGAGGCACGACCAAAGAAGAUGUGGAUGCAGUUGUGGAGGAUCUGAGGGAAACUGUGCAACUGUUGGAAGAAAUGAACUGAUGGCUUCAAAGCAGAGUUACCCUGUAGGCCAAAUAAGAAUGUACAGAAUUAAAAAUGCACCCCAUAUGCUUAAUGUUACAUUAACUGAGCAUGUCAGAUGGAGGAAAUAUUUAACAAAUAAAAAAAGGGAAGAACUUGAAGUGACCUGAGGGGCGAUGUUAUGGAGAGAUGCAUGUUCUCAGCUUCCAUCAUGUCAUGUGAGUAGCUAAUCAGCUAAUUGGAGUCAGGACGACAUGUACAGUACAGUAUGAGUGUC
Monopterus albus (swamp eel) is the source of this 1691-nucleotide messenger RNA. RefSeq names its product selenocysteine lyase (gene scly). Lineage: Eukaryota; Metazoa; Chordata; Actinopteri; Synbranchiformes; Synbranchidae. The record is from RefSeq and is a predicted model, not a curated record. Bases 113 to 1435 code for a protein of 440 amino acids. The transcript is spliced from 13 exons.